Molecule: messenger RNA, 2248 nt
Organism: Pipra filicauda (Wire-tailed manakin)
Lineage: Eukaryota; Metazoa; Chordata; Aves; Passeriformes; Pipridae
Gene: SLC16A2
Product: solute carrier family 16 member 2
Exons: 6
Coding region: 1-1713 (570 amino acids)
Biological process (GO): transmembrane transport
Molecular function (GO): thyroid hormone transmembrane transporter activity; monocarboxylic acid transmembrane transporter activity
Source: RefSeq, a predicted model, not a curated record
AUGGAGGAGGAGGAGGAGGAUGGAGGCGGCGGAGGGGAGGCGGGGAGUGAGGCUGCAGCAGGAGGGGGCGGGCGGGGGGGCCGGCCGGGGGGGGCGGCGGGCAUGUGGGACCGGCUGCGGGGCAGUCGGGCGGCGGGCGGUGGCCGGAACGGGGCCGCGAUGGCGCAACGCGACGAGAAGGUGCCGGCGGCGGCGGGAGAGAGCGAGCCCGGGGCCGGGGCCGGCACUGAGACUGAGACUGAGACUGAGGCUGAGACUGGGACUGGAACUGGGACUGGGACUGGGACUGGGACUGGGACUGGGACUGGGACUGGGACUGAGCGGGGGCCGAGCGGGGCCGCCGCGCCCUUCCAGCCCCGCGAAGGCGGCUUCGGCUGGGUGGUGGUCUUCGCCGCCGCCUGGUGCAAUGGCUCCAUCUUCGGCAUCAACAACUCCUUCGGGAUCCUCUACAUGAUGCUGCAGAGCGACCUGGGCGAGGGGGAGAAGGAUCCGGCGCUGGAGUUUAAAACAGCAUGGGUUGGUUCCUUGGCCAUGGGCAUGAUUUUUUUCUGCUCUCCCAUCGUCAGCAUCUUCACCGACCGGCUCGGCUGCAGGACCACGGCAGCCAUGGGAGCUGCCAUCGCCUUCAUCGGGCUCCUCUGCAGCUCCUUCACCAAGUCUCUGGAAGUUCGUUAUUUCACGUAUGGGAUCCUCUUUGGCUGUGGCAGCUCCUUUGCCUUCCAGCCCUCGCUGGUCAUCCUUGGUCACUACUUCAAGCGCCGCCUUGGCUUGGCCAAUGGCAUCGUGGCCGGCGGCAGCUGCCUCAUCUCCGUGCCGCUCCCCUUCUUCCUGAAGAUGGUCGGGAAGGCCAUUGGGCUGGCACAUACUUUCCAAGUACUCAGUGCCUUAAUGCUCAUCCAGAUCUUCUUGUCCAUGACCUACCGGCCCACCCUGCCGCCCUCCUGUGACUCUCAGCACGACGGGCAGGACAAGCUGGGCAGCCGGAGCGCGCGGCAGCAGUGCUGGGCCCAGACGCGCAGGUAUUUCAACUUGAGGGUUUUCCGGAGAAAGACCUAUCGGAUUUGGGCCUUUGGGAUCGCUACUGCUGUCCUGGGAUACCUCGUACCUUACAUGCACCUGGUAAAAUACGUGGAGAAGCGAUUUAAAGAGACCAAAAAGGACUGGAUCCUCCUGGUCUGCCUCGGAGGCAUGUCGGGGCUGGGGCGCUUGGUUUCAGGCCGUAUUGGUGACUGCAUCCCUGGGUUGAAGAAGAUUUACCUGCAGGUUGCAUCCUUCAUGCUGUUGGGCAUCCUGUGCAUGAUGAUCCCCCAGUGCCAAGGCUUUGAGGGCGUCAUUGUCAUCUGCCUCUUCCUCGGCCUCUGCGAUGGCUUCUUCACCACCAUCAUGGCCCCCAUCGCCUUCGAGCUGGUGGGGCCCAUGCAGGCGUCCCAGGCCAUAGGGUACCUCAUGGGGCUGAUGGCUGUGCCCAUGACCGCGGGUACACCCAUAGCAGGAUACCUCAAUGAUUAUUUUGGGAAUUACGACGCGGCCUUUUACUUCGCCGGAGUCCCCCCCAUCAUCGGCGCCUUGGUGCUCUCCGUGGUCCCGCUGGUCCAUCAGAGGAUGCUGAAGAAGCAGCGCCUGGACUCCGGCAAAGACAAGAUGCUGGUGUCGGAGGCCGUGGUGAACGGGGAGCUGCUGCCGGGCUGCCCGGCCUCCGAAGCGCACAUGUGACCCCGCUCCCCGCACACCCCACGGCCACCAGCAGCCUCUCCAUAGCCCCAGCACAGGCCCUUUUGCAGACAGACCGUAAUUCCCAGUGAUUGCAGAUGCACUAUGUUUGUAAAGGAGAAAACACAAAAAGUUCUUCUAGUUAAAGGCUCUUAACUAGCAGAAACGCUCUUUCUCGGGAUAGUUUUGAUUUCAAAGCCACCUUUUUUUUUCCUCUAACCAUUUUCUAAGGAGAACUCUCACCAGGAUUCAAACUUGAUCGAUCUCCCGCUCCUCUCCCCAGUUUUCUAUACAUCACAACAGAGGUUUACAGCUAAAAAUGCCUUUUUCAAGCAGGCCAUGGAUGGAGCUUGUUGGACCUGGCAGCUGUCCAUCCUCCUCCUCCUCCUCCUCUGGUGUUACUGGGGUGUCACAUCCAAGGGAGACAAUCCCCUCCCCAUCCAGCACCAGGGCCUGUUUGGAGCCAGAGAUCCGAAGGAGGAAGCACUGCUUUAGUCUGAUGCACAAACCAAAUAAAUGUCAGCAAGUCCUGCUUCCA